This is a messenger RNA of Trichomonas vaginalis G3, 1578 nucleotides long. RefSeq names its product ATPase activity, coupled to transmembrane movement of substances. Gene Ontology annotation, biological process: lipid transport; transmembrane transport. The transcript has a single exon. The coding region runs from base 1 to 1578 and encodes 525 amino acids. Gene Ontology annotation, cellular component: membrane; intracellular membrane-bounded organelle. NCBI's taxonomy places the organism in Eukaryota, Parabasalia, Trichomonadida, Trichomonadidae. Gene Ontology annotation, molecular function: ABC-type transporter activity; ATP hydrolysis activity; ATP binding. The record is from RefSeq and is a predicted model, not a curated record.
AUGUUUGUAGCCAAAACACUGUUCUUUAAUUGGUUCUGCUCGAUUUUACCACUCUUCUAUUCAUAUUUUUGGUCAUUUCUUAUCAAAGGAAAUGCAGGUGCAAUUGUUUUCACUAUUUCAAACUUGUCAAUUCUUAUGACAAUCUUAAUUACUUCAUUCUCAAUUGAAGAAAAGAAAUACCCAGCAGUUUAUUCAAUAUUAACAUUGAUUUGUCCUUUCGGAAAUUGGUUUGGAGCUUUUUGGAUGAUUUCAAAAACAUUUUCAUUAUAUUAUCCAGAUUUACCAAAGAAUAUUGAUUUCUUCAAACAAGGAAAAUAUGUUUUAAAUAUAAUGUAUGCAUCUGUAUUUGUUUACCCAUUGAUCAUUUGGCUUGUUGAAUUUUUGGUGAAGGUAAUCAGUCAUAAGAUAUCAAAAAUGUCAUUUGAAUCACAUAUCGAUGAUUUUCAUGCGAUAAAAGAAAAUCUCCAAAUCACUGAAGAAUCCAUUCAAAUUGAAAACAAUGUAAGAGAUCAACCAAAUGAUUAUGCAAUAAGAAUAUUCAAUAUUUCUAAAAUAUUCAAAGAUACAAAAGGUCAGCCAAUUUGCGCUGUUAAUCAAGUGUCAUUAGGUAUUAAGGACAAAUCAAUUUUCGGUUUCUUGGAAUCAAAUGGUGCUGGAAAGACAACAUUGAUGAAAAUGAUACUUAAAGAAAUUCCUAUUUCAAGUGGUACAAUUGAAAUCAACGGUCAAAAUGUUGAAACAUCUAAAAUUACAAAUGUUGCAGUUUGUCCUCAAUUUGAUGAUCAUUUGACAGAACAAUUAACUGGACGUCAGAAUAUGAAAUUCUUCUGCUAUUUGUUUAAUAAGAGUGGAAUGGAAGCUAAUGAAUUGAUAAAAAGAAUAGUUGAAGUUAUGGAUUAUUCUCAGCAUGUCGACAAAAGGAUUAAAGAUAUGUCAGGAGGAAAUAGAAGAAAAUGUGCUGCAUCAAUUCCAUUCUUAUCAGAUUAUAAAACUAUUUUAUUAGAUGAACCAACAUCUUCUUUGGAUCCAAUUGCAAGACAUCAUAUGCAUGAGUUGAUCAACCAGUACAAAGGAGAAAGAACUUUCAUGUUAUGCACACAUUUGUUGGAUGAAGCGGAAAGCUUGUGUGAUAACAUUUCAAUCAUGAUUGUAACCAUGGUUAGUGGCUGUAUAUUUACAGUUGGAACACCACAAUACUUGUCAAACAAGUUUGGAACUGAAUGGAAGAUUGAUUUGCUGUUAAAUUCUGGAGAUAAAAACGAAAGUGAAAAAGUUAAGAACUUCAUUGCAAUAAAUAUUCCUUCUGCUGUUAUUUCAAUUGAAAGGAAAGGUUCAAUGAUAUAUUCAGUCCCGAGUCAGAGCGUUUCUAUUACAGAUCUUUUUGAAAUCCUUCGGAGAGGAAAAGACAGCGAAAUUGGCAUCAAAUUUUUCACUUGCUCAUGUUCAACAUUGGAAAAAGUUUUCAUGGAAAUAGUUAUGAGAUCAGAAUUAAAGGCACAAGAAGAAAAAGAAUUGAACCAACAAGGCGACAACAUCUCGAGCAGUGACUCUAAUAAGCAAAUGGAAGCCAUGAUUUAA